CGUGUUCUCGCUCUUCCACUUCCACACAAAGAACAGAUUAGGCGCGCACUCACCACACCAAUUCGCUUCAAUGGCGUUCCCUCUCUCUCCCUCCUUCAACCCCUCCAUCGCUCGAAACCGAAUCGCGUGCUUCUCGAAGAAGCAGCACCGCCACGUCAUCACAAAGGACACGGAAGUGGUGGUGGUAGACAGAGACACGGAGCGUGCCACGUCAGCGGGCGCUAUGCUGAAGAGGAUAAUGAAGCGGUUGAGGAGUGUGGCGGUGGUUCCGAUCGUGAUUGCGUCGGUUCAGAUAAGCGCGUUGGUGGCGCCGUUAGUUGAUUACGUGGCGUCUCCGGGUGCCGCCGAAGCGGUUCUGUAUUCGCCGGAUACGAAGGUUCCGAGGACGGGAGAAGUUGCUCUCCGGAAAGCCAUUCCUGCCAAUGCUAACAUGAAGGCUAUUCAGGACACUCUUGAAGAUAUUUCGUACCUGUUGAGGAUUCCGCAGAGAAAACCGUAUGGAACAAUGGAGGGGAAUGUGAAGAAAGCUUUGAAGAUAGCAGUAGAUGAAAAGAAUUCUAUAUUGGCUAGUAUACCAGCAGAACUGAAGGAAAGGGCCUCUUUGGUACAUGCAUCUCUAAUAGAGGGAAAGGGGGGCUUGCAAACUCUACUUCAAUCUAUAAAGGAACAGGAUGCAGAUAAAGUAUCUGUGAACCUUGCAUCUACACUGGAUACGGUAGCAGAGCUGGAGUUGUUACAGGCACCAGGAUUAUCAUUUUUGUUGCCAGAGCAAUAUGCACAACAAUAUCCACGGCUUUCAGGGAGAGGAACUGUUGCAUUCACCAUUGAGAAAGGAGAUGGUUCAACAUUUUCUCCAGUUGGGGGAGAGCAGAAAAAUACUGCCACCAUUCAGGUUGUUAUUGAUGGAUACUCAGCUCCACUAACUGCAGGGAAUUUUGCAAAACUGGUGAUGGAUGGAGCCUAUAAUGGCACAAAGCUCAACUGUAUCAACCAAGCUGUUAUCUCAGAUAAUGGAGUUGAUAAGAACACUGGUUAUAGUGUUCCCUUGGAAAUAAUGCCCUCUGGACAAUUUGAGCCCCUUUACAAAACAACAUUAAGUGUGCAGGAUGGAGAACUGCCGGUUCUUCCGCUAUCUGUUUAUGGGGCACUUGCUAUGGCUCACAGUGAAGCCUCGGAUGAGUAUUCAUCGCCUUAUCAGUUUUUCUUCUAUCUCUAUGAUAAACGAAGUGCUGGUUUGGGAGGAAUAUCAUUUGAUGAAGGACAAUUUUCAGUUUUUGGAUACACGACUGCCGGGAGAGACAUUCUACCCCAAAUAAAAACUGGUGAUGUUAUUCGUUCUGCAAAGCUUAUUGAAGGCCAAGACCGUCUUGUAUUGCCGAAGGAAAGUUGAGUAGAUUCCCUUACGGGGUUACCCAAGUAGGAACAAAUCAUUCAUUCUUUUUAAUAUAUAUAAGCUUUGUGGACAUCAGCCUAAUUUUCUUGUUGCAGGUUGUGUUGUAAAUUACUAAAUUAUAUAGAAAUGAGUUGAAAUUUCUAUUGAUUAAAUAUCCAAUGAAACAGUGAGAGAAAUUCUCCAGAAAGGAAUCCCUUUCAGUGACUUAAUUCUUCAAUGUUAUCCCCUGAUUUCUUGUACAAUAGAGUAUAUCACAGGGUGCGUGUACCAAAUGGCUUAAUUUUGGGAAGAAAUUAUAGUCAUUUUCUUAGCAUA
This is a messenger RNA of Glycine soja, 1708 nucleotides long. RefSeq names its product peptidyl-prolyl cis-trans isomerase CYP37, chloroplastic-like. The transcript is spliced from 12 exons. Gene Ontology annotation, molecular function: peptidyl-prolyl cis-trans isomerase activity. Bases 71 to 1390 code for a protein of 439 amino acids. Gene Ontology annotation, biological process: protein peptidyl-prolyl isomerization. NCBI's taxonomy places the organism in Eukaryota, Viridiplantae, Streptophyta, Magnoliopsida, Fabales, Fabaceae. The record is from RefSeq and is a predicted model, not a curated record.